This is a messenger RNA of Pyricularia pennisetigena, 1794 nucleotides long. RefSeq lists its product as uncharacterized. Lineage: Eukaryota; Fungi; Ascomycota; Sordariomycetes; Magnaporthales; Pyriculariaceae. The transcript is spliced from 2 exons. The record is from RefSeq and is a predicted model, not a curated record. Gene Ontology annotation, biological process: retrograde protein transport, ER to cytosol; endoplasmic reticulum unfolded protein response. Gene Ontology annotation, cellular component: endoplasmic reticulum lumen. Bases 1 to 1794 code for a protein of 597 amino acids.
AUGCGCGGCCUCAAGUACCUGCUGCUGGCCAGCGGUGGUGUAGGCCUCUGCGCCGCCCGCCAUGCUUUCAGCAUCCACGAAGACAUGCUUUCGCAUCCACAGUUUGAGAUAGUCUUCUCCGAAACCUUUAUCCGCGAAUCCGAUGCCCUCGCCCUGAUAGAAAGUGCUGGCAAAAACCCCCAACAAGCUCACGCGACCACACAAUCCUCGUCCUUCACCUCUACCGACACAUCAAAAACCACCACACCACCGACUAAUCACAACGAUGGCGAUGACGACCAGCCUGUACUCUCGGAAACCUAUGAGGUCAUCAAUGUCCCGCCGGCCCGCUACUUCUGCGCCAUCCCCGUUCUUGCGCCCCUACCCGCCCUGAACCAGACGGCCAUCGAUCUUGCCAAAGCUGAGGAGCUCCGCGAGAUGACGGAUGCCACUUCCCAUGGCUGGGAGCUGCUUAACAACCUCAACGGCCAAUGCUUAUACUAUACCGCCGGGUACUGGAGCUACAGCUUCUGCUACAACCGCAACGUCGUCCAAUACCACGCCCUCCCGCCUGGGACCAGGAGCGGCCCUCCCGUCCGCGACGAGCGCGAACCGGAGUAUGUUCUCGGCCGAGCCCUCCCGCAGACGGCACAUGGUCAGCAAACAGGCAAGAGCCUGGGCGACAGGGACCAAGGCAAGGAGCAGGCCGUGCUGAAACAAGAUGACAAAGGCGUGUCCAAAAAUGCCGCGCAGCCCAACUCGGAGCUGGUCAUUAAAGGCGACCAGCGCUACCUCGUUCAGCGCCUCGACAGCGGCACGAUCUGCGACCUGACGGGCCGCCCGCGCACCAUCGAGAUCCAAUACCAUUGCGCCCUGGGGACCACGGUCGAUCGCAUCGGCUGGAUCAAGGAGGUGACAACUUGCUCGUACCUGAUGAUGGUGCAGACGCCACGCCUGUGCGAGGACGUCGCCUUCCUCCCGCCCAAGCCGACCCGCGCCCACCCGAUCAGCUGCCGGCAGAUCGUAUCUUCAGAGGACGAGAUCAAGAGCUGGCAGAGCCAGAAGACGCUCGACGCCAGGCUCCGCCUCACUGGGGCCGAGUCCCAGUGGCAACUCGGCGGCCAGCAGCAGCAACAGCACCAACAGGAAGCCAACGGACAACACAAGAAGCACCAAAAGCAGCAACAGCGCUCGUUCACGGGCGUCAACAUUGGCGGCGUCGUCAUCGGCAGCCGCAACGUGCUCGGCCGCCUCGAAGACGGCCAGCCGGUGCCCAACCUGACACCGCCGCGCAAGGCCGGGUCGAUGUUUCAGAAUGGCGCCCGGGCGGGGGCGGCGCAGCCCAUCGUGGAGCUGCUGGCGCUCGCCAAGUCCAAGGCCGAGGGCGGUCAGAUCGAGGUCGUGUCUGACGAGGACCUACUGCAGCUUGAGCUGGACCCCGUCCAGGUGGAGGAGCUGCGCGAGGCCUUGAUCAAGCUGGCGGGCGACAAAGGUUGGAAACUCGAGAUACUGGAGCACCUCAACGACGUGGCCGAGUUCCGGGGUGUGGUCCAGGAUCCGCACAACCCGGACAACGACGUAUACUACAACGGCGGGGAGGCCAAUGCGCCCCCCAUCAUGGACGGGACGGACAGGAAGGCCUACGGGAACACUGCCGAUGAUGAUAGGCGGGCGGUCGGGAACAGGGACAAGGACAAGGGUGGCAAGGCCGCCGGGCCUGGAAGGAAAGCGCAGAAGAAAGAUGAUGACAAGGAGGAUGGUCGGGAUACGACUGAUGCCGGAAGUGAGGAAAGGUUCUUUAAGGAUGAGUUGUGA